Molecule: messenger RNA, 1309 nt
Organism: Clarias gariepinus (North African catfish)
Lineage: Eukaryota; Metazoa; Chordata; Actinopteri; Siluriformes; Clariidae
Product: H-2 class II histocompatibility antigen, E-S beta chain-like
Exons: 5
Coding region: 29-805 (258 amino acids)
Biological process (GO): immune response; antigen processing and presentation of exogenous peptide antigen via MHC class II; positive regulation of T cell activation
Cellular component (GO): MHC class II protein complex; membrane
Molecular function (GO): MHC class II protein complex binding
Source: RefSeq, a predicted model, not a curated record
UAGAGCUCCUUAUCUUACACCUCCCUCAAUGAAAAGAGACAUGCAUGGAGGAACGAUGUCCAGCCUGCUGAAGAUACUUCUCCUGUUCCUGCCUGCGGUCCUGCACAGAGCCAACGGACAUUCCCUGUCAUUGCCAGUCUGGUGCUUUUGGAGUAAAGAGGAUCUACGUGACAUGGAGCUCCUAGAGUCUUACGUCUUCAAUAAGAUAAACCACAUGGAGUUUAACAGCUCUGUCGGGAAGUAUGUGGGAUUCACUAAGUUAGGCAUCAGAUUAGCAGCGGAAUGGAACACAGACACUGCAGACCUGAAAAAACGAAAAGGCCAAGUGGAAACUUACUGUAAACCAAAUGUUAGGAAUUACUACCUCUAUGUCCUCAGUAAAUCAGUUGAGCCCCUGGUUGAACUGACAUUGGUGAAGCAGUCAGACGGCUCUCACCCGGCCAUGCUGAUGUGCAGCGCCUACGACUUUUACCCAAAGCUCAUUAAAGUGACCUGGAUGAGAAACGGUAAGGAGGUCGAGGGAGAUCAGACGUCCAUAGAGGAGAUGGCUGAUGGAGACUGGUACUAUCAGGUCCACUCACAUCUGGAGUACAUGCCUGAAUCUGGAGAGGAGAUCUCCUGUGUGGUGGAACACGCCAGCUUCAAAAAGCCCAUGAGCUAUAAGUGGGUUCCCUCUACGUCUGAACCUGAUAAGAGUAAGAUCGCUAUCGGGGCUUCAGGUCUGGUGUUGGGGGUCGUGCUUUCAGCUGCUGGGUUCAUCUACUACAAGAAGAAAUCCUCAGGACGGAUCCUGGUGCCGACAUGAAGACGGGUAGAGUUUGAGGUUGGCACAUUGAUUUACAUUUCCAUAAAACAUAGCGGACCGACACCAGCAGAUGACGCGGCUCCCCAAACCCCCACUGACUGCAAACUUUACACUGGACUUCAAGCAACUUGGACCUGUGCCUCUCCUCUCUUCCUCCACUGGGAUCUUGAUUUCCAUCAAAUGAAAUAGAAAAUUUACUUUUAUCUGAUAAGAGGUCUUUGGCCCACUGAGCAAACGCUGUCUAGUCCUUUUGGUCCUUAGCUUUUUUCCCUCCAUUAAACCUUGCAUUAAUGUUCUUGGACACAGCACUCUGUAAACAGCCAGAUUCUUCAGCAAUGACCUGUUGUGGUCCACUGAACCAGACAGAAAGACCAUGUAAAGGCUCAGGAAACCUUUGCAGGUGUUUUGAGUUAAUUAGCUAAUUAGAGUGUGACACCAUGAGUCUCCAGUAUUGAACUUUUUCACAAUAUUCUAAUUUUUUAAAUAAACACUUUAAAUACAUCA